This is a messenger RNA of Dreissena polymorpha, 3248 nucleotides long. RefSeq names its product 2'-5'-oligoadenylate synthase 3-like. The coding region runs from base 159 to 1127 and encodes 322 amino acids. NCBI's taxonomy places the organism in Eukaryota, Metazoa, Mollusca, Bivalvia, Myida, Dreissenidae. The record is from RefSeq and is a predicted model, not a curated record. Gene Ontology annotation, cellular component: cytosol; nucleoplasm; membrane. Gene Ontology annotation, biological process: regulation of ribonuclease activity. Gene Ontology annotation, molecular function: double-stranded RNA binding; 2'-5'-oligoadenylate synthetase activity. The transcript has 5 exons.
ACCAUGACUAGUUGGAAAAUAUUGCGGAUUUUCUGUAAAACCACAGCAUACAAAAUGGGAAAUCUAUCGUAUUUUCUGUAAAUCAUACAAUACCAACAGAAAGUUAUCACUCAUUGUGACGAACAUUUUGCGACUAAUUUUGCUUCGUUCAAGUUGAAAUGGACAUCUACAGUAUAAAUGAUGAGAGGACACUAAAUGUGUUCAUCGACAACACCGUGAAACCGGACAGGGAGACUUUACAGAGAAAUAAUGCGAUGGUUGAUCGGUUGAUUCAUUUUCUCCAGAACAACAUUCCAGGAAGGCUUCGACCGAGACGUGUUAUAAAAUCGGGGUCAUUCGGCAAAGGUACAGCGGUCCGCGGAAAAUCCGAUAUCGACUUGAUCCUUAUGCUGGCCGAGUACAACAGCGUGGGCAAAUACACACAGGAUUCAAGGGACUUGCUGCAGGAGUUGAAAACAUACCUGACGAAAUACGGAGAGGCUCAGCUAGAGAAGGUCACAAAGUACUCCGUACAGGUCAAGCUGACAAAUGGCAACUUCUCGCAGUCAGUUGACGUCCUUCUCGGAAUUGACUUGCUCGAUAGAGGCAUGGUCCCGGACCACGUUUUCGACCAGAUGCAAGGGCCAGAUGUAGACACGCACUUAUACUCGGUUACAUUGGGACCUCUGCAGGUGGAGGUCAUGCAGGCACUGCCCACGCAGGUCAAGGACUUGAUAAGAAUCGUCAAAUACUGGGAAGAUGUGAAAAUGAAGGCGGUGAGAAACUGUAAGUGGCCUAGCUCGUUCGCCAUGGAGCUGGUAGUGAUGCAUGCAUGGAACAAUGCCGGAAGUCCCAGCACAAGCUUCAGUAUGGUACGCGCGCUACACGCCGUGCUGACGUCACUAGUAAACCAUCGCCAGUUCAUGGCAACAUUUCCAAGGCAGAUGAAAUACUCCUCAGUCAAGCUAGAAACAUGUUUACAACGAAGGAGGCCUCCGUAUAUCAUGGACCCUACCAAUCCUUUCAACGACAUGUAUCACGGUCUCUUCGACACGGCCUGGGACUGGAACGACGUUGCCACGGAGGCGAGCACGUGGCUGCGACAUCCGCUGUUCCGCGGCGUCACUGGCACAAACUCGCGGUGGUAAUAGGGACCUCUCGCCCAUCAAGAAGAGAUUUGACUGGUUCCUAGGAUAACUCGUAUCAACUCCCCUCAUCCAUUAUAAAAACCUCGUGAUGAGGGUCGAUUCAAUUUAUUUAUAUGAUUUUUACAAUCAUUUUUUUUUGCGUAGACAUUUUUUUUACAGUCGCCCUUAUUAAAAAACUAUUUAUUUUUUACAGAACUGUGCACUGAUUUUCAAUACGUCAGAAACAGUUGCAAACGUUUUGGACGCACAAAGGGCAAUAACUUAAGUGUACGUGCAAACCCCACACAGAGUUGUCGUUCGAUGCUCUCGCAUACACUCGUGCAAGAGAUUGGUGCACAUGAUCAAAUAUGUCAUAUUAUACAUACCAUUGAACUGUUUAUGAUGAUACACCAUAUAUACAAGUUUGGUGUACCAUCCUACCAAAUCCACGCAUCUAAGUGUUGCCACUUUGCAAAUAGAUUGGUGUGGUACCCUUCUUGAAAGUUAUGCAACCGCAAAAAUAAUUAACACAAAUUGCGCAAGUUUAUUGAUAUAUCUUCGAUUGAGAACGAACGUUGAUAUAUAGUUUAUACCAGACCCGAAAAAACUAUUGUAUCGCUUUCACACCAAAACGAUUAAUCUUUGCACCCAUAUGAACUAUUCGAGUAUUUCUUAUUCUGUCUUGUCACAUUUUCGACGUGGCGAUAACGGCCACCAUAGCUGACACCACAUGUAGAUACACCAUUAGGUAAUAGUAAACAUGUUAUAAAUGAUAUAGAAUCUAAGUUAUUAGAGAAGGAAACUGUUGAAUGGAAAAUUUAAUUAAUAGAGAAUCUGGACAAAGGGGCAUAGGAAGAAAUAAAUUAAGAACUAAUAAACUAUUUAAAGUAGAUUUUGGUACUGAAACAUAUAUUAGCGGUAAAAUACCAUUCAAUUAUAGAAGUGCUUUAACUAAGUUUAGGUGUGGUGUAGCGCCGCUUAGGUUAGAGACUGGCCGGUUUGAAAAUAUUGAGCUAUGUAAUAGAACUUGUUUCCAUUGUACAGAUAAGAUCGAUGAUGAAAUACAUGUACUCUUUCACUGUCCGUUGUAUGUUGAUGCAAGGAAAAUGCUAAUGGAUAAUUUAAGUGUAAAUCCUGAUAGUCAUGCCAUGUCAGAUUGAGAAAAAUUGAAAUACAUAAUCACUACAGAGAAUGUUAUGUACUUAUCAGCCAAAACCUGCUAUUCUAUUCUUCAUGAAAGGAAAAAAUACAUCUACUUAAAAUAGGUUUAAAACUCACUGUAAUAAGACCUAUUUUGGAGUACAAGUAUUUUAUCCUUUUUAUUGUUAUAUCCACAACUGCAACAUGCUAGGUAGUGCAAAAUAACCUCCUUAAAUGGUGUGCACCCAGAAUGAGGAGACCCAAUCCUGUAUUAAGUCACACAGAUUAUUAUGGGAAACUGGGUAGGGUUACUGAUUCCUGGGGAAGAAAUAUGAACUGGAUUUCUGUUCUGCUAAGUAUGUCUCUAUCAUUCUGGAGUCACUGUUCAGUGUGGUUGUCAUAGUUAUAAUUUUUAACUGAUAUGGUUUUAAAUUGUAAGCUAUGUAAAUAUGGUCUUUGUUAAUAGUGUCUGUUAGUUUUAAUCUAAGCGUUGGUAACCAUUGCUAAUGAGUUAAUGUCCGACCUGGUCAGAGGUGAUAAUUGCUAUCUUAAACAAUUUUAUGUAAAACGUGUAGUGCCUCUUUUCGCAGUGUCAGUAUUUUACGUCAAUUUAUCUUAUGUCAGUUUUUAAUUAUGGACUAGCAAUGGCAACCUAACUUUUAAUCUAACUUUUUAACGUAAAUAUGUAUAUAGAGAACAAGUAUGUGGAAAAUACGCAAUAUUUAACUCUUCAUAGCCUCUUAUAAAUCUUAUAUAGAAUGGCCAUUUUCAAGUUUUAUGUGUGUUUUAAUGCUAUGUAAUUAUUGGCGUCGCUCUGGAGAGCGGCGACUAGUAUGUAAUGCAUUUUUUUUUCGCUUAUGGGAGGAGAAGUUAUUUUACGGAUCAAUGUUUAUAUUUUUGUUUUAAGAAUAUCUUGCAUAGUGGUGAUUUUUUGUGUAAAUUAGUGUAAAUAAGUACUGCAUUUGUGCCUAUUACAUUUAUUACAACAUUUAUUGCCAAUAA